Molecule: messenger RNA, 6228 nt
Organism: Alligator mississippiensis (American alligator)
Lineage: Eukaryota; Metazoa; Chordata; Crocodylia; Alligatoridae
Gene: MAT1A
Product: methionine adenosyltransferase 1A
Exons: 9
Coding region: 245-1435 (396 amino acids)
Biological process (GO): S-adenosylmethionine biosynthetic process
Cellular component (GO): cytosol
Molecular function (GO): methionine adenosyltransferase activity; ATP binding
Source: RefSeq, a predicted model, not a curated record
AGGAGGAACUCACAGACUGACAGCUCAAACUAGGUAGAAGUACAAUCCUCAGACCCAUGCAAACUCAGUGUGCAUGCACACACACAGAACUCAAAUUCAGAAUUUUGUAGAAAGCUGUAAUUGAAAGAACUGGGAGCCCUGCUGAUAAAGAAGCUUAUUCUUCUGGCCUAAAAAGGGGAAGGCACUAAAGGCAGAAGUCCUGAAGUACUAUUUUGAAUAACCCAUCAGGAAAAGCAUCAAAAUCAUGAAUGGGCCAGUAGAUGGCUUAUGUGACCACACUCUGGAUGAUGAAUGGGAAUUCAUGUUUACUUCUGAAUCAGUAGGAGAAGGGCAUCCAGAUAAGAUCUGUGAUCAGAUCAGCGAUGCUGUGCUAGAUGCCCAUCUCAAAGAAGAUCCAAAUGCCAAGGUUGCUUGUGAGACAGUAUGUAAGACAGGAAUGGUGCUGCUGUGUGGGGAGAUCACGUCUCUCGCUGUAGUGGAUUAUCAGCGAGUAGUGCGAGAUGCAAUUAAGCACAUCGGCUAUGAUGAUUCAGCUAAAGGCUUUGACUACAAAACUUGUAAUGUUCUGGUGGCAUUGGAACAACAGUCACCUGAUAUUGCCCAGGGUGUUCAUCUACACAGGAAUGAAGAAGAUGUUGGUGCUGGAGAUCAGGGUUUGAUGUUUGGUUAUGCAACAGAUGAGACAGAGGAAUGUAUGCCUCUAACAAUUAUCCUUGCUCACAAACUGAAUGCCAAGUUAGCAGAGAUGAGGCGCAGUGGUGAACUCCCUUGGCUGAGACCUGACUCUAAAACACAGGUCACUGUUCAGUAUGUCCAGGAAAAAGGAGCGGUGAUCCCAGUCCGUGUUCACACCAUUGUGAUAUCUGUGCAGCACGAUGAAGGCAUUUCACUGGAGACUAUGCAGAAAGCUCUGAAGGACCGUGUGAUUUCAGCUGUAGUUCCUGCCAAAUACUUGGAUGAGAAAACUAUUUAUCACCUUCAGCCCAGUGGACGUUUUGUUAUUGGAGGGCCACAGGGUGAUGCUGGCGUUACUGGUCGAAAGAUCAUUGUGGACACAUAUGGUGGAUGGGGAGCUCAUGGAGGUGGUGCCUUUUCAGGAAAGGACUAUACAAAAGUUGACCGAUCGGCAGCAUAUGCAGCUCGCUGGGUGGCUAAAUCAUUGGUGAAAGCUGGUCUAUGUCGUCGCGUUCUAGUUCAAGUUUCUUAUGCCAUUGGAGUGGCUGAGCCACUCUCUAUUUCACUGUUCACUUAUGGAACCUCCCAGAAAACAGAGCGAGAGCUGUUAGGUAUUGUUCACAAGAACUUUGAUCUUCGACCUGGAGUCAUUGUAAGGGAUUUGGAUUUAAAGAAGCCCAUUUAUCAGAAGACUGCCUGUUAUGGUCACUUUGGAAGAAAUGAAUUUCCAUGGGAGAUACCUAAAAAACUUGCAUAUUGACAGUAAUGCUUCUACCUCCAAUGCAGAAGGGAAGAAGAUUGCGCUAGUCAAGAUGCUUCCAGAAAUGAGUAUUGACUACUUUUAUACAAUGGCAAUUUUCUAGCUUUAACAUUUCAGAUUUUCAGUGCACAGAAGGAAAUGGUUAUUUUCAUGGGAUUGAUUUUUACCCUAAAUGUUUUAUCCAGGUUCAUUAUCAAAGGCAUCAAAGGCACUAUUCAUUUAUAUCACCAUAUGCCACCAAAAAUUAUGUUUUGUUUUUUAACUGCUGCUCUGUUGGUUGGACUGAUGAAAGCCAAAAUAUCAUUAGGACACACCAACCUACCUUUACACCUCAAAUCUAUCACAGUGUGGUCUUACAUGCAAAGGAAAAGCUGUUCCUUGCAACUUUGCAUAUGGAGUUGUAAGUCUGCUGACAUUCAUGAUUCCACAGUGGAGAGUCCUAGGGUACAGUUUCCUUAUUGGAGCUGGUUUCACAAACAGUGGUAAGGCAUUUUGCCCAGAAAGAGUUCACUAUUGCCUAACUGCACCAUAUCCUCACUUUCAGGGGAAGUUACUACGUACAUAGUGUUUAAACCUUCUUUAGAGGUUGCCUGCUGUUACCAUAGUGUUCUAAUUAACUAUACUUUAAAGACUUAUUAGACUUUAUAUAAUACUCUUCUGGCAAAAAAGUUUUUAGUUACUUUCAUAGGUGCCUUUUUUAUAUAUAGUCAUAUAUCAGCUCAUCAGAUUUUAGACUGAAUGGCUCAUCUCAACCUGUGGCACAUUAUACUGCCACUGACUUUAGUACUGGCCAAAAUUAAUACUACCUGCCAAUGUCACUGCUAUCAAACACAGGAGAGCAAAGUACUAUUAGUACUCCAUAGUUAAUAGAUUUUAAGGGCAUACUGUUAAGGUAUCUUUCACUAUGACUAUCUUAAUUUUCUCAAUGGUGUUUAUAACAACCCUGUAUGAAAAUGAAACUGAUUUUUGUUUACUGUAAUGUACUUUUUUAUUUUUAUGCACACACAGGUUUCUUAUUAGAAUUGUCAGACUCAAUGUGUUGGUUAUUGGCACUGAGGCAAUUUGGGAACAAAAUCUGCACACACAAGUACUCACAAGACAAUAGAGAAAAACAUUGGUCCUAUGAACCUUGACAUCUCUUUAAUUGAAAUGUAAAUGCUUAAGUAGGCCACUAGAUGGCAGUACCACAUACCAUAGAUUUUUAAACUUAACAUCUGUGAAAAUAUUUCUUUGCAGGUGGGAUUUCAAACUGACUUGAGUAGGGCACACAUCACUGCCCGAGUUAAAAAAAAUACCAGCUACUUUUUAUUUUAGAGAUAUGUCAUGAUCCAGGCAAUAGUUAGUUGUGGAAAAAUGCAGUUUUGUGUGCCCACAUACUGUGAGGUCUUAAAAAGUUAAACAGAAAAGGGAAACGGUAAAUCUGCAAACGACUCAAAGAAUUUGGAAUCUAUUGAAAUUAGGGUCGUCACUGAUUUCAGUGAGACUGGGUCUUGAUUUUCUGGUGCCACUUUCACAUUAUGAUAACCAAUAAGGAGUGAAAUUAAUUUUUCUGACAAAGUGUGAGCCAGAUAUGAUACUCAAAAUUCACCUGCAGUUUAACAGAUCAACAGGCCUUCUGUACUGGAGAAAUUUUAUCUCCCUCUCUCCACCCUCCUCUCCCACUCUAUACACACACACACAAACUUUUGUUUAAUUACAUAGUUUCCUGAAUUGUGAAGGGAGCAGUUAGAAUAAUCAUGUGAAUGAUUCCAUCAUCACAGAUUUUAAAAAAAGUCACAAAGCAGUAAAAGCACAGAUAUUAUUCAAGCUUGUCUUCUUCCUGUGUCUCUCAAGUUUAAUACACAGAAAUCUCCUGCUGGUCAAGUCAUGGGUAUUUCCUUCAUCAUUUGUGUGAUGCAUCUCAAAUAACAAUUUGUUGGUUAUGUAGCUAAAAAUAGGAUUUUGAACUCAGAUCCCCAGAGGAAAGAUGCCUCAGAGCAUACCUGCAUUUCACAAAGAGAGUUGCCUUUUAGUCAAAAAUAUCUUUGAGAGCAGCUUCACCUAAAGAAGUCAAUUGGCAAAAAUGGCCUGGCGAGAUUCUGUAUUCAUUCCAACUCCCUACUCCAACUUUCAUUCCAACUUUCCAUAUCAGAACUGCUCAGUUUGCAAAUAGAGUUGUUGUGUGUCAUUGCUAGCCUCACACAUGUUGGGACAGGGACCAUCUUUUUUUGUUCUGUAUUUGUACAGCAUUUAGUGCAAUGGAACUUGAUCCAUGACUAAUGCUCUUAGGUGCCACUAAUGUACAAAUAGUUUUGCUCAGGUUCAGGGUGGUUUCUUUCUAUCUCAGGCAUUAUCACUAAUAUCCUUGGACCCAUAUUGUUCAACAUCUUCAUUAAUGAUGUGGACAUUGGAGUCAGAAGCGGACUGGCCAAGUUCGCCGAUGACACCAAACUUUGGGGUGAAGCAUCCACACCUGAAGACAGGAGGGCGAUCCAGGCUGACCUGGACAGGCUCAGCAAAUGGGCAGAUGAAAACCUGAUGGUAUUUAACACUGAAAAAUGCAAGGUUCUCCACCUUGGGAGGAAAAACCUGCAGCAUCCUUAUAGGCUCGGCAGUGCUACGCUGGCUAGUACUAUGGAAGAAAGAGACUUGGGGGUCAUCAUUGACCACAAGAUGAACAUGAGCCUGCAAUGCGAUGCUGCGUCUAGUAAAGCAACCAAAACGCUGGCUUGCAUCCAUAGAUGCUUCUCAAGCAAAUUUACUCAGGGUGAUCCUUCUGCCACACAAUAUUAAAUUGUCAGUUCAGGUCAUGGUAACCUACUGCCCCACAGGUACUGGUUCUAUUUAUAUGGUUUCCUUACCAAUGAAUUACAGAAGCCCACAAGGCCAUUUUUACAGUCUCUUUUGUUGGCAAAUAAAAAUCAUACUUUGCUGCUAAUCUGUUACUAAAAAACAUGCUGCUGCUGUUCAACGACUGUUUGUGUUGUCUGUCAGGCUACAGAUAACAAAGAAAUGUAUCUAUUAAUUCUGUCUCAAACUAAUACAGAAAUACAGUUGUAGUUCUACACCUACCUGUUUGAUAGGAGCUCCACAACAUGACCUAACAGUCAAGAAGUCAGUGAGGAUCUUUCCACUCUCUUCACUGAGGAUUGGAUCGAGGAAAUAUUGGAAACAUCAUUGGGAAAGGAAGGAAGCUUGCAGAGGAGAAUCUGAAAAAUCUCCAUAUAGCUGAAAGCAUUGGUUAUCACAGUGUUACAGGAAAAACACUGGCAAUCUUGGAAAUGUAACAUGAUUUCAUCAUCAUAAAUUUAGGCUGCUAUAGAGGAAAUAGCAGCAACAGUUCUGGCCAUGAGAAACCCAUUUAAUGUAAAAAUGAGAAUUUAUGAUGAUUUUAUGUUGUUGACAUAAAAAACCCUGAGCCAAGAAAGUCCUUUUACCUUUGUAUUUUUGCAUGAUAAGAAUUGUAAGCAUGUUUGUGAGAAAAUAUUACUUUGUAAUGUAAGUUGCAUUUAGUAAUUUGCUUCAUGAUACAUUUGUUCUUCUGAAUACACUAGCUCCUUUUCUUUUAAAUGUGGAUGCAAAAAUAUGCUAAGACUCUGUCUGACUGGGAGGCUUACCUAUUGCUGUGACUGGUUGACAUCAACGGAUCCUACCAGAAAUAAUAAGAAAAGUUGUUUUAAGUUAGGGCAUGGAUGGACAUUUGAAAUAAUCCAAAUCCCUUCAAAUUUGGUGUGCUUCAGUGCUGAGCAGAGAUGUGAUCCUGCUACCACGGUGUUUCAAAAUGACUGCAAAAAUAUGCAGCAGCAUGUCUCUCUCUAGCAAGGGGGAGGUGCAUAGGAGCGUGCUUGUUGGCUGACUGUCUCACUCUCCUCCCAGCCCUCCUCCAGUGCAAGGGUAGAGAGCAGAGCAUUGUGGGAUGCUGGUGGACCACUAGAGGUUGGAGUUGCUUUAGGAAGUACUUCAAAUAUGUGCCUGUUUUCUCAAGGGUUGUUUUUGAAGUUCUUCUUUGGUUGUGAAUGUCUGUACCCUCACUAUUUGGAACACUUCAAAGACAUCUGGAGAGCUUCCACCCACACAUCUGUCUAAGGUUUUAAUAUAGAUAAAAUGGAUGCAGUGGCAGACAGUUGACGUAUCUUGCUGAGGCUCCAGAGGCAUAAGUGCAAGGCAAUCUCUGGACUUACAUCAAAGGUUCUCUUGGGCUUUGGGCCUGAAGUCUGGAUGUGGUGUGAAGUUACAUCAUUCAUGUCCACUGCUGGCUGUAGAAACCAUUGUACUUUAAUCAUAUUGUAUCUAUGAGUUGCUGGGUUUACAAGGACAUUUGCCAUUAACGUUUUGGUAGGCAGGACAAAUGAGUUUUCAGUCCAGUUCCAGACUGUGAUUAAGUCUCAGGUUCCCUGUCUGUAUAUGGAACUCAAGUACUUUACACUAGCAGUUACUUCUUGUCAAAAUUAUUAAGUGUGGGAUGGGAAUAAAUAACUGUGAGAAGAAUGUUUCAUGUACUUUCUGUUCAGUUACCUCCUUUAAAUAUGCCUCCUUUAAAUCUGACUGGUUUGGUGCUUAGCAUUCAGAAUGGAUUCUCAGUCCCAGACUAUGAGAUCUUUUGUGAGUCAGAUGUAUGUUAGUUUUCUUGUAUGUACAGUGGGCUAAUAAUAACAACAUCCAUACUAGUAAUAUCUACCUACCUCACAGGCAUGUUGUGAGGCUUGAUUUAACUGUGAAAUUGACUGAGAUCCAUGGGUUAAAGGUGCUGUAGGCAUGCAGUUAUUAAUGUUGCAGAUAAUUUUCCUUGUGCUCAGUAAACAGUUCUGAAGAUG